Messenger RNA from Dunckerocampus dactyliophorus (ringed pipefish), 4157 nucleotides. Its product is annotated as centrosomal protein of 128 kDa-like. The coding region runs from base 518 to 3568 and encodes 1016 amino acids. Lineage: Eukaryota; Metazoa; Chordata; Actinopteri; Syngnathiformes; Syngnathidae. The record is from RefSeq and is a predicted model, not a curated record. The transcript is spliced from 24 exons.
CAGCGUCGCUUUCUGCUAAAUGCUGCAGUCCGUUGUUUUGCUGCUCAGAGGCGGCUAGUUUAAGUUGCCAUAGCACGGCGAUGCAUUGUCCUAUUUUUCCUUUAUUGCAGCCAAAGCCUAAAGACUCGCGUGUAACGUAAACGACACAUCGGUGGAAUUUAGACAUAAAUCUACCCGCUGGGCAUUUGUAGAGGUUUGCGGUCGUUUUGGCAUUAUGCGUGCAUUAAGCUUUAAGUUAGCUUGCUAGCAUUCAGUUGUUACCACAUGUUGCUAAUCAAGCAAAUCAUUAGUGGAUGAUAGUGCAUGGGGAUAAGAUAAUUUCGACUUUUUGGAUUUGACUGGCAAAACUCAAAAUGUCUCCGUGGGAUACGAGUGCAGUGUGUGUUUGGCAAAACCUUUUACAAUCAAAGCGUUUGGUUGCUAUUUGCACUUCUGUCGCUAGUAAGGGUUUUCGACACUCCCGUCAAUAAUCUUCAGAUUUGCCUCCUCGGUCGUUGCCAAACUAUUAUCCCAAAGUAUGGACACAUCCAGUGGCUCAGAUUCGUACGACCGGCGAGGCCACAGGCCGCAGGGGCGUGAAUCCCACCGCAGACCAGGACGAGAAAGGGGCAGAGCAAGUGGUCGAGCAGCUGAUGGCCGAGCAUCUGACAUCUCUGAGAAGAUAAGCACACUGUGCGACACUUUGCAGGACACCAAUCGGAACUUGAGCAAGGUGGACCAGAUGCUGGGCCAGUACAGGGAAUAUACAGACGACCAGGCUCAGGCCAUGGCUUUGCUUCGAGAUAACCUGGAAGAGUCCAUCAGCCAGCUGCAGGCACAGAGGUUGAGCAGGACCAACAGGACUCACAGUGCUUCCGCCUCCAGCCUACAUUCUAGUGACCUGGACGCCUGCCCUGGAUCAGACGGUCAUCACUUCCAGCCAACAUCUCCAUUGAGGGACUACACGGGAACGUCGGGAAGAAGGAGGAGGUCUCACUCUGCCAGUGUUCGCUUCAAAAAUAGCAGUUUGUCAGGAGAGGAUAUCCACGUUUUGCACCAGUCCUUGAGGGAUCUGCGCUGCGACCAACAGAGACUGUCUGUGGAUCUGGAUCGAGAAAUCCUCAGGAGAAAAAGGUCUGAUGUUGACACCAGGCGAACAAUAGAAAGCCUGUCAGAACACAUGACCACCACACAGCGACUGGACUCUACUUUGGAGAGAGACAAUGUCCAAGCCCAUGAGAGAGAGGAACCCAUGACAUACAGACAACACAGUGCAGAAAAGGAGAAGUUGAAGAUGGAGCAGGAGCUGGAGAGAGCGAGAAGACUAUUAGAGCAGUCAGAGGACAGCAGAGAAUCACUCGUUCAACAGGUGGAGGACAUGCGGGUUGAGCUGCAAAGGACCAGGAAGGAGAAGACGGAGCUUCAGAGGAUCUGGCUGCAGCCUCCUCAGCCCACGCACGGCAACUAUACUGGAAAAGAUGAGGGGACGUUACGCGAUGCCUUAGCUCUGGAAAAAGAGGUAGCAGAAUUGCGAGCUCAGCUGCACAAGACCUCGACCAAUAGUGAGAUCCAAGAACUGAAGAAGGCUGUUGACCGCAAGGAGAGGGAACGAGUCCAGCUGAGUUUACAGUUGGAGGGCUUGUCUGCAGACAUGGCACGGCGGGAGCAGAGGCAAGUGCGGAUGCUUGAACAACUGAGGGACAUACAGAGUCGAGAGCAGGCAGAGAGGACUGAGACUGAGGCGUUACUCCAGGAGAGCACAAGGAGCAGAGACGAACUGAAGGCCAGGGCCCAAAAAGCUGUGCGCCAAUGGAGGGCAAAGUGCAAUCGACUGCAGAAGGAGCUGGAGGAGGCUCGAGCCCACAUUGAGCUGCACAGUGACAAGGCAGUACAGGUAGCCAAAGAGAAGGAGAGCUCCCAGACUCAGCUGAAGGCGCUGAGCCAGCAGGCUGAGGCAGCUCGCAGGGAGCUGGCUGAAAACCUGCGACGUUUGGCCCAGCGUGAAGAGGAGCUGCACCGCAAGGAUGUGGAGAUGUCUGAGACCUGCCAGCGCCAGCUGGCUUUGGAGCAAGAAAUCCGGGAGGUAAAAGAGGCCUCAGCCGCCCUUCAGACAGAGGCUCGGCGUCAGUCUGACAUCCACUCAAGACUGAGAGAAGAGAACCUGAGGCUCGUAGAAAAAGCUGACGCACAAGCCCGUCUCUGUCAGAGAGACCAGAAUAAGCAGGCUGAACUCCAAGGCAAGCUGACACAGAUGACCUCAGCCCAUGCCCAGCUAGCGCAGCGCUUGACUGAGGAGGAAGCUUCCAAGAAGGAGCUUCAUAAGGUCACAGUGGAAUUGCAAGCCAAGCUGGCCGGGGCUCAGGAAGAACGGGACACAUUAAGGCAACAGCUGCAGCUCGAGAGAGAGGUGCAUGAAAAAGAGCUGGGCAACCUGAAGGCCAUGAUUGAGGAUGGCAGGACAAAGAACAAGGAAAUGCAGGAAAUGAUAUGGGUUUGCCGUCAGGAACGGGAAGAAAUCCAGGCACAUCUAACUGACUUUAAGGCAGGUGCAACGUCUGACAAGAAGUUGUGCGAGGCACUGCGUGUCAAGUUGGACAGGAUGAAAGAUGAAUGUGACAAGCUUGCUGCACAGCUGAGCGCCAAGGAGGAUGCACAUGCACUCCUCCACAAAAAGUACCAACUACUCGAACUGGAACUGGAUGAAGUGAGAUCAAAUGAAGGGAGACGUGCCUCAGUUUCAGAGCUUGUUAAGCUGGAAGAGAAGGUGGCACAGAUGGAGGCGGAACAUGCAGCGGCUCUGUCCUCCAUUGGUGAUGAACUAGAUGUAGCACUCCAUGGCCUUGACAGGAAUGGUGAAGACAACUUCCAGGCGACCAAGAAAGCUGGAUUAGUAAAAGACCCCUCCCUUUGGCUAGCAGAGACAAAGUCCAAGCUACGCCGGCUGCGUGAGGAGGUGCAAGAGCGCGACACAAGAGAGCAGCGCCUUCGGAGGCAGAGCCAGCACACCAGGGAUGAGCUGAAAGCACUCAGGCACACCCGGGAUGCAGACAGGGACACGCUCCUGCAGCGUCUGGAGCAACAGGAGAAGCUUCUGCACUCAAUCAGCACUGAAAAAAAAGAACUGUUGGAGGGGAGCCGCAAGAAGGAUGAAGCAAUGAGGAGCUUACAGGAUCGUGUUUUGGAUCUUGAGCUGAGCACAAAAGCAGCAAUGGAAUAUUGGAAAUCCAUGACACAGAAACAAUAUCUGAUGGACAAUUUCAAGGACUUAGAGGAGUCCCAACGGCAGAAGGAGGUGGUUGAGCAGUGCUAUACCAAACACAAAGAAAUUGUCUGGGACCUGCAGCACCAGCUUGAUGAGUCGAAACGCAAAAUCCAAGAGUACAGGGAAGAGAAACUGGAUGCCUCUUCCAGGAGCAUGAGAGUAGCUGCUAUGUCUUCCUCCAUGAAGAGCCCCAUCACAUUCCUCAGUAGCUCUGUGAGAGCAGACACAAUGUCUCCACACAAACGCCUAACCGCUUUCGACCUCGACGACUCUGCAGUCAACAUGGCCCAAUUCCAUGCAGAUCCUUUACAGCUCGACCACAAGUGAACUUUUUUUUUUUUUUGGUUUGUCUACACACACUGAAACAAACACGAACAAAGAAGCAACUUGACUGCACUUGUAGGUCUCAACCGUAAAUCCUCCUCGACUACCUCCAACACACAACUAGCGAUGGUGACAACACAAGAGAGACUGUAACAGUGUUAUUUAGUUACUUAUUUAUGCCAAUACAUACAGUGUAUGCAUACAGGACAUACUGUAAACCAGUGCCCUUUUCAUGUUUUACACAGUAUGCCAUGAUGAAGCCCCAUCAAAAUAUUGUAGUUUUUAUGUAUUAUGUGUGUUUGUAAAAGAAACACUGAACACCAGAAGUCUAUUUUCAUGAACUGUGAAAAGGUAUACGCACUGCAAAUAAAUCAUUUUCUUAAAAUCCAUCAUUGGAGAGAAAACAAACAAGAGAAAAAUGCCUUCUUGAGUAAGCUGCUGUGUAAAUAUUUCUCAUCAUAAUCUUGCUUGAGACGCUUUUUUUUUUUUUUUUUAGGCUUUUAUCACCCAAGUAAAUGUCAGAAGAUCGAAUAUCACAUUGGCACUAGUAUGAAGUUGGAUGUCAAAAUUAAAAGCGGUGUUUACACUUGCA